UUAGAAUUUGAAGACUCAUCCUCAUCCCUUCUUCUUUUAUCUUUUCAAAUCUUCCUUCCACUCCUUGCAAUGCAAGAGAUUGAAUCUGUUCUUCAUGUACAGUUUACUCAUUCGGGCGGUUGCUAGUUUCCAAACUUAUUCUGUUUUCAUGGUUUUCGUUUACAGCAGCAGAAGAGCAACAAGAGCUGCUUGAGGCCAAAUUGUCAUCUCUGAUAUAAUAAUCAGCACAUUCACCAAAUCCAGACUCCACAUGAAGCUCCAAUACUUUCCGGUAGUCGCUUCCGUUUUUUUCCUACUGCCUGUUCUUCCACUGAUUGCUAGUGAUUUAAACUCCGAUAGACAAGCCCUCCUGGACUUUGCUUCUCUUGUUCCGCACACCCGAAACCUCAACUGGACUUACAAUACCUCAAUCUGCACCUCUUGGUUGGGAAUCACUUGUAAUGAAAAUGGAACAAGAGUUGUUUCCAUCCAUCUCCCGGGCUUCGGUCUAUUUGGCGCCAUCCCUUUCAAUACGAUUGGAAAGCUAGACGCGCUCGGAGUCCUAAGCCUCCGGUCCAACCACUUAAAUGGCAACCUCCCUCCUGAUAUUCCCUCCAUUUCUACCCUUCAAUCCAUUUAUCUUCAGCACAACAACUUCUCUGGUGAAAUCCCAAAUUUUCUCUCCUCCCAACUUAGUGUGCUUGAUUUUUCAUUCAACUCCUUUAGUGGCAAUAUACCAACCUCAUUAACGAAUUUGCCACGACUCAAGCGACUGAAUUUGAGCUAUAACACACUGAUUGGCCCAAUCCCAAAUCCCCUUAGGAAGUUUCCAAUAUCUUCAUUUGUGGGGAAUUCUUACCUCUGUGGUCCUCCUUUGCCUUAUUGCUCUACAAUCACCCUUUCUCCUUCUCCUUCUCCUUCCACUAUGGACAUUUCAUAUCCACCAGAAGUCCUUGGAGACCAAAAUUCUGGCUCCGAUACGAAACUCAAGCCUGUUGGUAUCAUGUCUAUUGCAAUCGGGGGCUCUUCGAUACUAACUCUCUCAAUUAUGGUGUUCUUCUUCUGCUGCUUGAAGAAGGAAGACAGUGAAAGUAGUGGUAGUUUUCCGAAAGGAAAGGCGGAACACGAGGAGAAGAACGAGUUGAUCUUUCUUCCAGGACGUUCCUAUACGUUUCAUAUGGAUGAUUUGCUGCAGGCUUCGGCUGAAGUUCUCGGGACUGGCAGUUAUGGAACAACAUACAAGGUUUGGUUGUAUGAGGGAACUGCGGUGGUGGUGAAAAGGUUGGGGGAAGUUGGGGCUGGAAAGACGGAAUUCGAAGAGCAGAUGGAGAGCAUAGGGAGGCUCAGGCAGCAUCCUAAUGUUGCGCCCCUCCGCGCUUAUUACUUCUCCAAGAAUGAGAAAUUACUAGUCUUCGAUUACGCCUCGGGGGGAAGCCUGUCAGUUCUCUUGCAUGGUAACAAUGGCUUAGGAAGAACUCUGCUGGACUGGACCUCGCGGUUGAAGAUUGCACUUGGAACAGCCAAGGGAAUCGCCCACAUCCAUUCCCAGGGAGGCCGUAACUUCACCCACGGGAACAUCAAGUCCACCAACGUUCUCCUCUCCCAGUUCCAGGACAGCUGCGUAUCCGAUUUUGGCUUGACUCCACUGUCAAUAUCCCUUUCCACCACACCUUGCGCUCCUGGAUACCGUGCUCCAGAGGUGAUCAAAACCCAAAAAGUCACCCAAAAGUCCGAUGUCUACGGCUACGGUGUCCUCCUCCUUGAGAUGCUGACAGGACGGGACCCACUCAACUCCUCGGAGCAAGGUGACGGGGUUGAUCUGCCAAUGUGGGUCCGGUCGGUUGUCAGGGAGGAAAGGACGGCUCAGGUCUUCGACGCGCAGCUGAAUGGGUACCAGAUUAUAGAACAAGAGAUGUUGAAAAUGCUUCAUGUUGCACUUUCUUGUGUUGCUGAGGCACCGGAGGUGAGGCCGACUAUGAGUGAAGUUGUUGGGAUGAUUGAGGAAUUUUGGAAACCUGAAAUGCACAAUAAGAAACCAUCUUCAGGCAAUAAGAAUCCAUCCUCAGGCAGUAAGAAACCACCCUCUUAGAAUUCCACAAUUCGGCGUCCUUAGAUGAAGACAUGGACAUGGUAAUGCAUCCUCAAAGUCGCGGUUUUGUGUAUGUGUGUGUGUUUUCUCUAUCAAGUAUGAGGAAAAUGUUUCGCAAACAGAAUUUGUCGUGCGAAAAAUCGAGUUCCAUUUCUAGUGUCCAAUUUAUGGAUUUGGGUUCUUUUAGAAUUUAACAUUUGAGCUUUU
Molecule: messenger RNA, 2275 nt
Organism: Rhododendron vialii
Lineage: Eukaryota; Viridiplantae; Streptophyta; Magnoliopsida; Ericales; Ericaceae
Product: probable inactive receptor kinase At5g58300
Exons: 2
Coding region: 251-2068 (605 amino acids)
Biological process (GO): protein phosphorylation
Molecular function (GO): protein kinase activity; ATP binding; protein binding
Source: RefSeq, a predicted model, not a curated record